This is a messenger RNA of Drosophila busckii, 1307 nucleotides long. RefSeq names its product melanization protease 1. The transcript is spliced from 5 exons. NCBI's taxonomy places the organism in Eukaryota, Metazoa, Arthropoda, Insecta, Diptera, Drosophilidae. Gene Ontology annotation, biological process: proteolysis. The coding region runs from base 65 to 1246 and encodes 393 amino acids. Gene Ontology annotation, molecular function: serine-type endopeptidase activity. The record is from RefSeq and is a predicted model, not a curated record.
AACUUCAUACUCAUUCUUACGGAUACAUAAUUUAAUUUGGGUUUUUCAAGUGUUAAGCAAUAUAAUGAAGCUCCUGUUGGGCUUACUGCUGCUGCAAAGCACACUCCAGGGCUUUGCACAAGAGAUCUUUGGAUACUGCACCACGCCAUCCGAACAGACUGGCACUUGCAUUUAUCUAACCCAGUGCAAAUACCUGUAUGAUAUUGUACAGAAACGUGCAAUCUCAGUUAGCGAUCGAGCUUUCCUUUCAAACAGUCAAUGCGGCUUUCGCAAUGGCCAGGUUCUGAUUUGCUGUGCCAAUACUCGCAGACUCGUACAGCAGCCGGUUUGGGGAAAUAAUGUACAAACACGGCCACAACCCCAGCCCCAACCGCAACCUCAACCCACUGCUCCCACAAAACGCUCAAAUUUGCUGCCUCAAGUACCCAACUGCGGUGACAACUUUGGUGAUCGUAUUGUAGGUGGAGUGAAUACGGGCAAAAAAGAAUUCCCCUGGCUAGUGCUAUUAGAAUACACCAAACCCGGAAAUGUUAUUGGACACCAUUGUGGCGGCUCCUUGAUCAACAAUCGCUAUGUUUUGACGGCUGCCCAUUGUGUGUCUGCUAUUCCAACUGAUUGGCGGUUAACUGGGGUGCGGGUAGGAGAGUGGGAUACUACAACCAAUCCGGAUUGCACAACGGAACGUAACGGUAAAAAGGAUUGCAAUGAGCCGUAUGUGGAUAUAAAAGUCGAUGAGCUUAUACCACACCCGCAGUAUCCUGGAAAUUCGAGGGAUCAGCUCCACGAUAUCGCUUUACUGCGUCUGAGAAGCCCAGUCACAUUUUCCGACUAUGCAAGACCAGUUUGCCUGCCUUCAAAGCCGGAGCACAUGAAUAAUAUUUUCCUUGGGCGCAAAAUGAUUGUAUCCGGCUGGGGAAGAACUGAAUAUAAUGCUACCUCGAAUAUUAAACAAAAAGCAGAGGUUGACUCGGUUCCAUUGGCGGACUGCAAUAAACGCUAUUCAACACAGCGACGUACUGUUACUAAUUCGCAGAUCUGUGCUGGCGGAGUGGAGGGCAUAGAUUCAUGCCGCGGCGAUUCUGGAGGGCCCUUGGUUAUGGAGGAGUUUGAGGACGGUCAUGGCAAUUAUUAUUUAACCGGAGUUGUUUCUUAUGGACCUACACCUUGUGGUCUUGCUGGUUGGCCGGGCGUUUAUACACUCGUUUCAGCCUAUAUUGAUUGGAUUGAAAGUACUAUUAAGCCAUAAAAACACUUGUACAACAUGCCGAAACAUAUAAAAAUAAAAAAACAUUUUUGAAUUUCACAUU